CUAUUAUCUCUGCACCUGAGCGCAUCUAAGCUGUGUGGAUAAGUUCAGUCUACAGAAGAUAAGAGAAUAUCAAGCAUAUUAUAUUCAUUUUGAAUCAUGGGUAUUGCAAUUGAUGCAAGGGAGUGGUGGGCAGUGAGGAGGCGGGACAUAAGCAUGGCUUCCAUGCCUUCUCUUCUCAACAGCAACACCCCUAAUAACAUUUCUCAACACAGAGCAAAGCAAUACUCACACGACGGGGUGAAAGCAGGGGCGAAGGCAGCGACAAUUGCAUUUAUAGCAUCUGCAAUCCCCGUGGUGAUGGGAGCACGGACCAUUCCUUGGGCAAGGGCGAAUCUCAAAUAUGCAGCUCAGGCACAUAUCAUCUCUUUAGUCACUGGAGCAGCCUAUUUCGUUGUAGCAGACAAGACCAUUUUGGCCUCUGCACGGAAGAACUCUUUUGAGAAACUUCCAAGUCAUGUCGAAUUUCCCCUGUAAAUAAUAGGAUAACAUGGGGAUAUAUCUAUGCAGAAAUAGAGAAGUAAGCCUGGAAGAAUGGCUGAAUGUUGUUUAACGAUUGUAGCCUAAAUGAUGGAUGUAAAUGAAACAAUUUGUGAAAUGGAAUAAAUAUAGUUUUCUAAGCA
Messenger RNA from Cryptomeria japonica (Japanese cedar), 620 nucleotides. RefSeq names its product early nodulin-93-like. The record is from RefSeq and is a predicted model, not a curated record. The coding region runs from base 97 to 474 and encodes 125 amino acids. NCBI's taxonomy places the organism in Eukaryota, Viridiplantae, Streptophyta, Pinopsida, Cupressales, Cupressaceae. The transcript is spliced from 4 exons.